GAGAAAUAUUUUUGUAAAUCUCCGUUCUUGAUUUCACUCGUAAACAUCCGUUUCAUUGCAUUCAAAUCGACACAGAACUUCUCAAAGCCCCAACAUUCUCGCCACAUAUAUACACCCUGGUCAAUAUCUUCUUCUCCAGCUCGUUUGUUAGCACUUGCUCAGCUCUUGAAGAUCCAAUUUUUCGCUCAAUUAUCUCUGGUUAAUCACCGUUUUCACCUCAGAACAUGAAAUUUUGAUGUGGGUGCUUCUCAGGACGUUAUAUGCACGGGGGUUGCUGUGUUGUUAUAAUUAGGUGAUUUUAAUGGGUGCAUUCACGAGUAAUCGAAAGCGUGGUGUUGAUUUUAAAUUUUCUUCAUUUCAAUUUCAUCAGCCAAAUUCGUGGUUACGGUCUGAUAAUCAUGUUACUAAGAAGCUUAAGUUUGCAGAGCCGAUGGGGACUCUAGAUGUUUUGGAGUCGGGCUCUGCUUCGAAAAAUGCAGCUAAUAGGCUACAUCAGUAUCCCUCGGGGAUUAAUUUGAUUAGAAGGCAGGUACAUGCCCCUUGUGGCAAUAAUAGGUUUGGGCGUUCGAGGGUUGUUAAUGGUAAUGUUAGUAGAAGAGAGGAUUAUGAUGCUUUGGAGGGUCUUGAUGAUAAGUAUUAUAUGUAUGAGAAGACUAAGAAUGAGGCAUUGGAUUCUUUGAGACUUGUGGGGAAAGGGAAGGAGGUGAUUGAUGUUGAUGAUUAUGUAGAAAAGGAGAAAGGGAAUGGUUGGGAGGAUUUGAGCGUUGAAGAUGUUGAAUUUGUUGAGAUUGGGAAGGAGAGUUGGAGAGAAGACGAGGGAAAGAUGAUGGAUAUAGAUAGGACUACAGGAGACCGGAGUUUUCAACCUUCGUGCUCUUCUGUAGUUUCGGAAGAUUUGCCUAAUGCAAAUUUAAAGUCAGAGAGUGCAGGGAAAGUGUUGGAUGUGGUCCCAAUGGAACGGGGUUUUGGUAUGCCUCAUGAACCUGUUUAUAGGAAAUUGUAUGAAUCAGCUGGUAAGCGUAAUAAGAAACUGGAUGAUAUAAAUUUUCAGAUUAAACUAAAUACGAAGUCCUUGUCUACACUUAAGCUGCGGCCUCCUGCUAAGAAACCCACCAAGGAAGUAGUAGUUAAAGAGCCUUUUGUGCCUCUUACCGAAGAAGAGCAGAAAGAGGUUAAAAUUGCCCUGAAUGCUAACUGGAGGAAAAUUUUGGUUACUCAUGAGAACUCUAACAUCGAGAUUACUGGAGAGCUAUUGCGUUGUUUGAGACCAGGUGCAUGGUUAAAUGAUGAGGUUAUCAACUUGUACUUCGAGUUGCUGAAAGAGAGGGAAAAGAGGAAUCCCAAACAGUUCUUGAAAUGCCAUUUUUUCAACACUUUUUUUUACAAAAAGUUAAUAGGCGGGAAAAGUGGCUAUGAUUUCAAAUCAGUUAGAAGAUGGACUACUCAAAGGAAGUUGGGAUACUGUCUCAUUGACUGUGACAAAAUAUUUGUCCCAAUUCACAAAGAAACACAUUGGUGCUUGGCAGUUAUCAACAAGAAAGAUGAGAAGUUCCAGUAUCUUGAUUCUCUUAAAGGAGGAGACCGACAAGUAAUGAAUGUCUUGGCUAAAUAUAUUGUGGAUGAGGUGAAUGAUAAGACUGGAACAUCAAUUAAUGUUAGUUCGUGGAAGCAAGAAUAUGUAGAAGACCUUCCGGAGCAGAAGAAUGGGUAUGACUGUGGCGUGUUCAUGAUCAAAUAUGCUGAUUUCUAUAGCAGAGACGUGGGACUCUGUUUUGACCAGAAACACAUGCCAUAUUUUCGACUGAGGACUGCCAAGGAAAUUUUGAGAUUAAAAGCAGAUUAAGUGUUUCAGUGUGCUUUUGUGAUUAUGCUACUUCAACUUACGAUCAUACUUUACAGUUUACAUCAAGCUUGCAUGCGGUGUAUUCCAAUGCAAAGAGAUCUUGCUUGAAAAUAGUGUUUUUCUUGUGUGGCUACCAGAGGGUUGACAAUUUGACUAGUAAUGGUACUGCAAUGUCCUAGUUUUUUUUAGAAAAGAAUUUAUAGUUGAAUAUUGGAUAUAAAUAUAUUUCCCCAACUUAUUGUAAAGCCAAGAGAAUUAAUUGUUGCCCUAGUAUUUUAUAUGUGUUGCUGUAUUAGCAUCAAAAUUUUGUGA
Molecule: messenger RNA, 2155 nt
Organism: Daucus carota subsp. sativus
Lineage: Eukaryota; Viridiplantae; Streptophyta; Magnoliopsida; Apiales; Apiaceae
Product: ubiquitin-like-specific protease ESD4
Exons: 10
Coding region: 302-1843 (513 amino acids)
Biological process (GO): proteolysis; protein desumoylation
Cellular component (GO): nucleus
Molecular function (GO): deSUMOylase activity
Source: RefSeq, a predicted model, not a curated record